Molecule: messenger RNA, 2614 nt
Organism: Chinchilla lanigera (long-tailed chinchilla)
Lineage: Eukaryota; Metazoa; Chordata; Mammalia; Rodentia; Chinchillidae
Gene: Ciroz
Product: chromosome unknown open reading frame, human C1orf127
Exons: 13
Coding region: 1-2337 (778 amino acids)
Biological process (GO): heart development
Source: RefSeq, a predicted model, not a curated record
AUGCGGGGGUCCCCGGCAGCUGUCUGGGCCAUCUGUGUCGCCUGCAUUCAGCACUUGGUGUUCCCACAGAUCCUCCCCCUCAGGGCAGGCAGGGAAAGACCGCGCCCUGUGCUUGGAGUUUCCACAGACAAGGUGGAGUGCUUCUCAGACUACAUGACUCUGCCGAUCCCGAGGAGCCAUGUGGCGGGUUUGAGGCGGUGGCUGGGCAGAAUCCUGCAGCUGCCAGGCACCCUGAGGGCCCCCGGCCAGCUGGAUUCUCUUCUUGCCCAAUGUGGCUACUUCCUGCAUCCUGCUCCGGACGGCAACUUCAUUUUCCGAGCUCUAUACUCGGCCUGCUUCGUGCGAAAGGAGAGAGAAAAUUACAGGUUGGAAAUCAGAAUGCUUCACCAAGGGGUGAAGAGGCUGGAGCGGAGCGUAGGCUACGUAAUGAAGUGUCCUGCAACUGUAUCCAGGCUGGGCAGACAGAGCGUCCACUGCGACCCCACGUUCAUCCGGGUCUCCCGGCCUCUGCCCCUGAGGAGCGACAGUAGACAGAACCCCUGGCUGCUGUCUCUUCGAGGGGAGCUGGUGGCCUCUCUGGAGGAUGCCAGUCUGAUGGGACUGUAUGUGGACAUCAGCACCACCAUGGUCACCGUCCAGAGCCCAAGACAAGACCUUCUUCAGAGGCAGGCGGUGCUGAACAAGUCUGUGGAGCUGCUGCCGCUCUGGCUGGUGAGCGGCGGCUAUGCCUAUUCCUUAGAGGCUGCGUGCCCACCGGUGUCGUCCCGGCCAGGGUCGGAGGUCUUAGUCCACAUCCCACGGCAGAGGCUGGGCCUGGUCAAAAGAGGUUCUCACUUUGAGGAAGCCCUGAGCCUAAAGUCCCUCCAAGUGCACCAGGCCAGCACCUCCACAGUGACGGAGAGCAAGGAUUUCGUGGUGGUCAGCAUCCCAGCGGCUGCGCUGCUCCAGGCCCAGCCGUGCCAGGAGCCCCGAGGAGCCCCAGGCACGCAGGCUUUCUACAGCGUGGACCUGAGCCUGGAAUUCACCGAGUCUGCUACCCCAGUGCUCUGGACAGCGGAGAACUACUUCCGGUGCGUGGGCUCAGAAACAGAGUUGCCUGCCUCAGCAGCCACACUGAAGACUCCUUCCUCCCGGCUGCCCCCGGAACCGGAAACCCCUCCAGCAGGAUCGCUGCCCAGCGCCUCUUCACAGUCCCAGGACACAGGCCCGGCCACCCUGGCUCAGCUGGAGCCUGGACCCGUCCUGCAAACAGCUACAGAAAGACCUACAGAAAGAAGCUGGGUGUCUGCUGCCCCAGUUUCCCCCGGAGCCCCUCUGGAUCAAGGCUGUCCCCAGGCUCCCCUGGGGGAAACAGGGCUGCCUCAGCCUUCCCCUGCUUCAGCCACACUGUCCUCAGGGCCUCCGGGAGCUGUCCAGGCCGGCCCCAGACCCUCACAGCGCAACUUACCAGCUUCCACUGCCUCGGCCACAUAUCUGUCCUCAGAAGCCUCCUUCCCCCCGUCACCCUCCUGGAGGUCUGACCCAUCCGAAGCGUCCCUGGGUUCAGGACAACCGGUCACCCCAACUACAAGUUCCCAGCAGGACCCUGCCCACUCACCAGGAAGUCCCCUCCCCGCAGGCGUGGAUGUGGCUGUCAUGGAGCCCACGCAGGCCGGCAAGGAGUUCCAGCCAUCGACGAGGCCCCGGGUGACCAGGCUGGCUGAGGAGUCGGGGUCCCCUCACUCCCGUAGACUGCCCCAGGAAACAUCUCCCGUAGCAGAGGCCGAGAGGCCACCUGAGAGUGGCCGUCACCUGCCUGGGGGGAUGUCCAGAGAGUCCCUGGACCGGUCAUCCCCCAGACUAAGGCAGGGGACGGAGGGACCGAGACUCACCACCUUGCCAGGGACAGAUGCCACAUUCUUCUCCCCAGGAGGGUGGCAGCCAGACACCGGUGCCGGCCUGGGCACCUUGGGACCUGAGCCCCCCGGGAGGCCCAGGAUAAGUCCUGCAGGCUCCCUGACAGGUCUUCCAGAGAGCCCUGUGGCCUCCACCUCCAAGAGGCCUGCAACCCCAUCUGUGGAAGGCUCAGACAGAGCCCCAGAUCUGGAGUCAGCUCCCGAAGGGACCGUGGGCUGGCCUGAGUGGGGGACUCGCACGCCUGGCCCUCUUCCUCUGAGUACCCUGAGCCUUCAGGUUCCUGCAGGAAGCGCAGCGCCCAGCCUGGCCGAGCCUGGAAACCCCUUCCCAGCAGGUCACAGGGCUUUGCCACCACACGACCCGCCAGAGGCUGCGGCGGCCACCAGCCCUGAGAAUCGCGGGCCUCCUAAGCUUCUGCGCUCUGUGGAGAGGGCUCUCUGAGAGGCCCUCAUGCUGGUCCUCUGUGGAGACCCUGGGCAGCUGGUACCCUGACGGCUCGGACAGCCCCGGUGACCUCAGUGAACUAGUGCUCCCAGGCCCCUGGCCCCGAAGCCCAGCAGUGGCUGGAUCACUGCACUCGGAGCUCCCCCUGAAAGGGCGGCACCCCCACCCCUUCCAGGCCGAGCUAAGGCUGCAAGUGGGAUUUGAAACACAGCCAAGGAGAGAGGAGGCCGUUGGCAACGCCCACCGGGACGCGGGCUAAAUAAAUAAAUAAAUA